AUGGAUGUUCCUAACAUGCCUUGUUUCUUCAUUUACCCAGAGCUGCCAAAGGCUGUGCUGACCAGCAGUCCUCAAUGGGGAGAGCUGUACACUGGAGAGACUGUCAUCCUGAGCUGUGGGGUUGAGGGGGGUUUCACUGGCUGGAAAUAUCUCUGGUACAAGAGGAGUCAGGGAGGCACAGUGCAGAUCAGAGACACCACUGGAGCCAGAUACACACUCAGCUCUGUCACUCAGUCCCAUAGUGGACAGUACCAGUGUGAGGCACAAAGAAGAUAUCGACCACGUUCCUCUCAGCGCAGUGAUCCUGUUACACUGACUGUGUCUGAGCUGCCAAAGGCUGUGCUGACCAGCAGUCUUCAAUGGAGAAACCUGUACACUGGAGAGACUGUCACCCUGAGCUGUGAGGUUGAGGGGAGUUUCACUGGAUGGCGAUAUCUCUGGUACAAGAGCAGUCAGGGAGGCACAGUGAAGAUCAGAGACACCACUGGAGCCAGUUUCACACUCAGCCCUGUCACUCAGUCUCAUAGUGGAGAGUAUCUGUGUGAGGCACAAAGAGGAGAUCGACCACGUUCCUCUCAGCGCAGUGAUCCUGUUACACUGGCUGUGUCUGAUGAAGACGUGAUCCUGCAGACUCCCCUCCAGGCUGUGAUUGAGGGAGACUCUCUGACUCUGAGGUGUCGUGUCCGCACAAAUUAUACAUUUACCAGGAUUGUCUUUUUUAAAGAUAAUGAAGAGAUUCAGUCCCCGAAUAACACAGAGCUGAGUGUGGAUUGUGUUUCAAAGAGUGACGAGGGGUCCUACAAGUGCAGAGCGAUGUGGAACUCCUCCACUUACUCUGGUGACUCUGCAGAGGUGCGGGUGUCAGUGAGAGAGCUGUUCUCCUGGGUGACUCUGACAGCCUCUCCAGGAGCCACAGUGAAGGAGGGAGAGGCUCUUAACCUGACCUGUGAGGCAGCAGUGAACAAAACCCCCCGCCCUGAACUCCACUACACCAUUGUGAGAGACGGGGAGCCUGUGACUAACAGCACUGACUCUGCACUGUACAGCAUAGCCAGCACUGAGAAGAGCCACACUGGGAGCUACACGUGUGCUGUGGAGUCACAGGGAGUGAAGAAGAGCAGCCAGGAGCUACACAUUGAAGUGCAAACGUCCUGGCACAGCGCUGUUGCUAUUGGCUACAGAGUGAGCUUCACUCUGAUUCAUUUCAUUGUGUUCACUCUGCUGCUCCUUCAAUACUGCAGGAUCCAAGGUUCCCUGUGUAUUGCUGGUGGUACAUCACGGAAAACCUCGGAUCAGGAUCAGGAGCAGUCAGCAGAGGGGAUUGAGCUCUGCAGCCGUGUGCAGCACACUGGAGUGGAACUGGAAUAGUAUUGCACUGUCGUACUGAAGAUCAGCCUGACUGUCAUGUUUUAGAAGUACUGUGAAUAUCUGUUCAAACUGCGGCUGUAGUUUACAGAAAAUGACCAUUGACUGGGGUAUUUUCUAAGACCUCAAAACAAAUGGAUUAUUCAUUGAUUGUUUGAUUGAAUUCAUUUAUUUAAUAGAUUGCUUGAUUGCACAGUUUAACUUUAAGUGCAUUACUGAAUAAUGUAUGUAUUCAUAAGCUAUCCUUUAGUCAAUAAACUGCUUUAUUCUA
Acipenser ruthenus (sterlet) is the source of this 1636-nucleotide messenger RNA. RefSeq names its product high affinity immunoglobulin gamma Fc receptor I-like. The coding region runs from base 1 to 1368 and encodes 455 amino acids. The transcript is spliced from 7 exons. Gene Ontology annotation, biological process: cell surface receptor signaling pathway. The record is from RefSeq and is a predicted model, not a curated record. Gene Ontology annotation, molecular function: transmembrane signaling receptor activity. NCBI's taxonomy places the organism in Eukaryota, Metazoa, Chordata, Actinopteri, Acipenseriformes, Acipenseridae.